This is a messenger RNA of Didymodactylos carnosus, 390 nucleotides long. The record is from the annotation of a GenBank genome assembly. Lineage: Eukaryota; Metazoa; Rotifera; Eurotatoria; Philodinida; Philodinidae.
AUGACCGCAUUUUCCACGAUUCUCGUUUUAUUACUAAUGUUAACAUUUGUCUGUGGAUUAUAUAGUAUACGAGAAUUUCGUUAUAUGUAUAAGAGAUUAACGGGGAGUUUAUAUGUCUUAUCUGCUGCCGCUCUUCUUGUCUGUAUUGAAGUACUCAACAAUGUUGUUCGCCAUGGAAAAGAAACUUUACCUGGUUUCUAUCCAAGAGAUGCAAAACAUUCAUACAAUUUAUGUUAUGUAUUGUCGUGGAUUAUAUUUAUCAGUUUGAUCAUUAUGGCAUUUUUAUUUUUUGCUUGUGGUAGAAAACUGAAAGGUACAUUUGAUUCAGCCACAGAAGAAGAGGGAGCAUCGAACAGACCAGUUUUACUAGGCCGAUCAAGUUUUCAUUAG